This is a messenger RNA of Nematostella vectensis (starlet sea anemone), 1389 nucleotides long. RefSeq lists its product as uncharacterized. NCBI's taxonomy places the organism in Eukaryota, Metazoa, Cnidaria, Anthozoa, Actiniaria, Edwardsiidae. Gene Ontology annotation, biological process: DNA integration. The record is from RefSeq and is a predicted model, not a curated record. The transcript has a single exon. Bases 1 to 1389 code for a protein of 462 amino acids. Gene Ontology annotation, molecular function: nucleic acid binding.
AUGAUUGGAAUCAACUUAAUUGACAGUCUUGGUGUAGAUUCAAGCACUUUGCAAAAAUUCAAGGAAGCAUCAAACUGCGAUGUUACCUCUCAAGUGGUCAUGGAAUAUGUCGUUAAAGGUUGGCCAGCAGAAAAAUAUCAACUUGAUGAGCUAGCGAGAGAAUACUGGAGUUUUAGAGAGGAACUUAGCGUAGAAGAUGGUUUGUUAUUCAAAGCAGACAGAAUCAUUGUCCCGAGAUCGUUGAGGGCAGAGGUGCUAGAAGAAAUUCAUGGCGCACACAUGGGUGAGAACAAAAGUCUCAGUUUUGCAAGAGAAUAUGUUUUCUGGCCCUCAAUGACUGCACAGAUCAAAGACAAGAUUAGUUCCUGCUCCAUAUGUAAUGCCUUCCGAAACCAACAGCCAAGAGAGACCCUACUACCACGUGAGGUUCCUGGAUUGCCUUGGCAAGUGAUCAGUACUGACAUCUUUGAAUAUGCCGGACAUUCCUAUUUGCUUGUUACCGAUUUGUAUUCAAAGUACUUUGAGAUUGAGUUGUUACGCCAAACCACUGCUAAUUGUGUUAUCAAUAACUUAAAGAAGAUUUUUGCAAGGUUUGGGAUCCCGGUGGAAGUUCUGAGCGACAAUGGCUCCCAGUACAGUAACACUAGAAACCUUUUUAAUAGUUCACAUGAGUUCAAAACGUUUGCAGAUGAGUGGGGUUUCCGUCACACCACAAGCUCUCCAGAGUAUCCACAAUCAAAUGGAGCUGCCGAGAAAGCAGUUCAGACCGCAAAACGGAUUUUAAAGAAAGCGGCUGCUGACAACAAAGAUCCUUUUGAAGGAUUACUCAAAUACAGGAAUACACCCUUUGAUGACUUAGGUGUGUCUCCAGCUCAGCUGCUAAUGAGUAGGAGAACACGUACCCAACUACCGACUCAUCGACGUUUGCUACUGCCUCAGCCUGUUGACCCAAAUCAAGUUGUGAAGACAUUGAAACAUCGUCAGAGUGUUUCAAAAAAGUAUUAUGAUAGUCAUAGUCAUGAUCUCCCUCCUUUACAAGUUGGAGAUAAGGUGCGUAUCCGUCCAAACCGGGAGGCUGAGUGGAGGAAAGCAGAAGUAUUGCCCCGAUCGUACUUAUUAGGAGAUGAGCGUGGGCGUGUCUUCAGGAGAAAUCGACGACAAAUCAUUUCAACACCUAAUGAUCAAUCGAUGAGCACAAGUCCUUUUGUUAUACCAGCCAUUCCUCAACUACCACCAGAAAGUACCAGCAACCCCACACAGUUAAGCAAUAAUGUGACAGCAUCGCCUACACCACCAAAGUCUUCUGAGAGGCAACACGAGACGACACCGAUGAGCACAGCAUCUGGCAGGGUUAUCAAAAAACCACAAAGACUUAUUGAACAUUGUUAA